This is a messenger RNA of Hypomesus transpacificus, 1615 nucleotides long. RefSeq names its product heterogeneous nuclear ribonucleoprotein A1a (gene hnrnpa1a). Gene Ontology annotation, molecular function: RNA binding. The record is from RefSeq and is a predicted model, not a curated record. Bases 137 to 1249 code for a protein of 370 amino acids. Lineage: Eukaryota; Metazoa; Chordata; Actinopteri; Osmeriformes; Osmeridae. The transcript is spliced from 11 exons.
AGUGUUUGGCACUGUCGACUGUGUUAUCCAGACCAUACACUACUGGCCACUUUGUUAUAGCUAGCCAGCUAGAGUUGGCCAUCGUGGACGACUCGUACAGUAUUUAGCACGUUCUUGCGAUAAUUACGGCCGCAGCAUGUCAUCGAAAGAGACCCCUCGCGAGCCGGAGCAGCUUCGCAAGCUGUUCAUCGGAGGACUGAGUUUUGAAACUACUGAUGAAAGUUUGAGAGAUCACUUUGAACGAUGGGGGUCUCUCACGGAUUGCGUAGUAAUGAAAGACCCAGUCUCAAAGAGGUCAAGGGGGUUUGGCUUUGUUACAUACAGCUCAGUAGAUGAAGUUGAUGCAGCUAUGGAGGCACGUCCUCACAAGGUGGAUGGUAGACAAGUGGAGCCAAAAAGAGCAGUGUCUAGAGAGGAUUCAUGCAGGCCUGGUGCUCACACAACUGUCAAAAAAAUAUUUGUGGGUGGCAUUAAGGAAGACACAGAAGAGCAUCAUCUUAGAGACUACUUUGAGCAAUUUGGCAAGAUUGAAGUAAUCGACAUCAUGACUGAUAGAAGCAGUGGCAAGAAGAGAGGAUUUGCCUUUGUUACAUUCGACGAUCAUGAUGCUGUAGACAGGAUUGUCAUCCAGAAGUACCAUACAUUGAAUGGCCAUAACUGUGAAGUGCGGAAAGCUCUUUCAAAGGAAGACAUGAACAGAUCAGGGAUGAGCAUGAGAGGGCCAAGGGGUGGAAAUUUUGGCAGAGGGGGUGGAUAUGGAGGUGGAUUUGGUGGAGGGAGAGGAGGUGGAGGAUAUGGCGAUGGGGAUGGAUAUAAUAACUAUGGAGGCAACGGUGGCUAUGGAGGAGGUCCUGGGUAUGGGGGGAACCGUGGCUAUGGUGGCGGCGGCAGUGGUGGUGGCGGCGGCCAGGGCUAUGGCAACCAGGGUGGAGGCUAUGGAGGAGGUGGAGGAUAUGACAACUACAACAAUGGAGGCGGUGGCGGCGGUGGCUACGGCAGUGCUCAUGAUCUUGUAGGUAGCUACGGUGGUGGUGGCGGCGGAAGCAGUGGAGGCAGCAGUGGUGGUGGAGGAGACUACAGUGACUUUGGCAAUUAUAACAGCCAAUCGUCCUCUAACUAUGGCCCAAUGAAAGGAGGCAACUACAGUGGCGGCAGUGGAGGGGGCAGGAGCAGUGGUCCAUAUGGUGGUGGGUAUGGAGGAGGCUCCGGUGGUGGAUAUGGAGGGGGCUCUGGAGGUCGAAGAUACUAGGUUUUAAGGCAGCAGUACUUAGGAGAGGAGAGCCAGAGAGGUGACAGGGAAAGGAAGCAGCAGGUUACCCCCUAGAUCUGCUCAGCCAAGCACAGUUGUGGCAGGUUUACAUCUGCCACAUGAAGAGAAAUGUAGACAAGGAUAAAAUCAUGUGGAAAGGGAGGGAGCGGAAUUGGGAUGGAUUCAUGUCAAAUCCUUUCCCGCAGGAUUUUCUGAUCUUGUUAUUGUUGUGUUUUUUGUAAUUGUGAAGUGUAAAGCAUUCCACUAAGGAUCUAUGUAGGCAUUUUGUUUUUUCCUUCGCCCAUAGGGUGUUUUAAGAUGUAUUCGCCAACAAAUCAAGAUUAAAUAAACCGCUUUUCAGUUUUA